AUGCGUCGAUCAGUCACGUCAUGAACGGUUUUUCGUUAAAACGUUAACUCGCGUUCUCUCUCUCUCUCUCUCACGCGCACGCACACGCAGACGCCCACGCACACGGAUUGAUCUGAGAUUCAUUCUUCCAAUAAUCAAUAUCAAUCUCAUUUUAGUCCCACAGUUUCCAGUGAAUCAGGACCAGCAUUGUUCUUCGAUCUUGAAAUGGCGACAAUGGAGAGCUUGAUUGGGCUUGUGAACCGAAUCCAACGAGCUUGCACCGUCCUCGGGGAUCACGGCGGCGAGGGCAUGUCUCUCUGGGAAGCUCUUCCUUCAGUUGCCGUCGUUGGAGGCCAGAGUUCCGGGAAAUCAUCAGUCUUGGAAAGUGUGGUGGGGAGGGAUUUCCUGCCUCGUGGAUCGGGUAUUGUUACAAGGAGACCAUUGGUAUUGCAACUUCAUAAAACAGACAAGGGGCAGUCUGAAUAUGCAGAGUUUCUUCACGCACCAAGGAAGAAGUUUGCUGAUUUUGCUUCUGUGCGUAAAGAGAUUCAAGAUGAAACAGAUCGCAUAACUGGGAAGACAAAACACAUCUCAAACAUUCCAAUUCAUCUCAGCAUUUAUUCUCCAAAUGUUGUAAAUUUAACCCUCAUUGAUCUUCCUGGGUUGACAAAGGUUGCCGUAGAGGGACAACCAGACACCAUUGUUGAAGAUAUUGAAAACAUGGUUCGUUCUUAUGUUGAGAAGCCAAACUGCAUAAUAUUGGCUAUUUCUCCUGCUAAUCAAGAUAUUGCCACUUCAGAUGCUAUAAAGCUUGCAAGGGAAGUUGAUCCUUCAGGUGACAGAACAUUUGGAGUGCUGACGAAACUUGAUCUGAUGGACAAGGGAACCAAUGCUUUGGAUGUCCUUGAAGGAAGGUCAUACAGGCUGCAGCAUCCUUGGGUUGGAAUAGUGAACCGUUCACAAGCUGACAUCAACAAGAAUGUUGACAUGACUUUUGCUCGUCGGAAGGAGCAAGAAUAUUUUGAAAGUAGCCCUGAGUAUGGACACUUGGCACAUAAAAUGGGGUCUGAGUAUCUUGCAAAACUUUUGUCCAAGCAUUUGGAGACCGUCAUCAGGCAGCGUAUACCGAGUAUUAUUGCUUUAAUAAAUAAAACAAUUGAUGAGCUUAAUGCAGAGUUGGACCGUAUUGGCAGGCCUAUUGCUGUAGAUGCAGGGGCCCAGCUGUACACCAUUUUGGAAAUGUGUCGUGCAUUUGACCGUGUAUUUAAGGAACAUCUAGAUGGAGGGCGACCUGGUGGAGAUAAGAUCUAUGGGGUUUUUGACCAUCAGCUACCUGCUGCUUUAAAAAAGCUUCCCUUUGAUCGCCAUCUUUCUUUACAUAAUGUCAGAAAGGUUGUUUCCGAGGCAGAUGGUUAUCAACCCCAUCUGAUUGCUCCAGAACAAGGAUAUAGAAGGCUUAUUGAUGGAUCUCUCAGCUACUUCAAAGGCCCCGCUGAAGCCUCUGUUGAUGCUGUCCAUUUUGUUUUGAAGGAAUUAGUACGGAAGUCAAUAGCUGAGACACAGGAACUGAGGCGAUUCCCAUCACUACAAGCUGACAUAGCAGCUGCAGCAACAGAAGCAUUGGAAAGAUUUCGUGAAGAAAGCCGGAAAACAGUUACAAGGCUAGUGGAAAUGGAAUCAAGUUAUCUGACAGUUGAGUUUUUUCGGAAGCUCCAUCUUGAGCCAGAAAAGACUGCGAAUCCAACAGGCCCAAAUAUGGACCGCUACACAGAAAACCAUCUUAGAAGGAUUGGAUCAAAUGUCACAGCUUAUGUUGGUAUGGUUUGUGAUACAAUGAAGAAUUCUAUCCCCAAGGCUAUUGUUUUCUGCCAAGUUCGAGAGGCUAAGCGAUCAUUGCUCAACCACUUCUAUGCUCAAGUUGGGAGGAGAGAGAAGGAGCGGCUUGGUGCAAUGCUGGAUGAGGACCCUGCACUCAUGGAAAAGAGAGAAACCAUUGCUAAGAGGCUUGAAUUGUACAAGUCUGCAAGAGACGAGAUUGACUCGGUGGCAUGGAAAUGAUGGAAACUCGGUUGCAAAUGAUUCAUAUUACACAUUUUUCUUUCUUUCCAUAUAGAAAACGACAUGCAAUCAUUAACAAAGCGAAUUCUCUUAUUCUUUUUGUAAUACAAACAAUUAAAGCCCAUACAAACUGGAAGAGCUUGGAGUUGCGCUGUGCA
This is a messenger RNA of Malania oleifera, 2195 nucleotides long. Its product is annotated as phragmoplastin DRP1C. NCBI's taxonomy places the organism in Eukaryota, Viridiplantae, Streptophyta, Magnoliopsida, Santalales, Ximeniaceae. The record is from RefSeq and is a predicted model, not a curated record. The coding region runs from base 205 to 2037 and encodes 610 amino acids. Gene Ontology annotation, molecular function: GTP binding; microtubule binding; GTPase activity. The transcript has 17 exons. Gene Ontology annotation, cellular component: cytoplasm; membrane; microtubule.